AUGGGGUGGACGCUGCAGAUCGGGAGCGCGCCGUUUGAGCCGCUGUUGACGGCGCUCGGGGCGCAGGACGACGACGGGCAGGCGGACCACUGGGUGUGCCCGAACCUGACGGCACUAGCGAUGCGUGGGUGUCACUCACACGGGGAUGGGGUCGCGAAGCUUGUGCAGAUGGUCGAGGCGCGGAACCCAGAGGCGGGUGGGGCGGGUGGCGGGGUCGUCCCGAUGCGACUGAAGCACUUGGAGCUGUACGACUGCACGACGCUCGGGCCGGACGUGCUGAAGUGGCUGAAGACGCGGAUCGAGGACGUGGUGUGCACGGAGCCGGCGUUUGACGGGUGA
Messenger RNA from Fibroporia radiculosa, 339 nucleotides. RefSeq lists its product as uncharacterized. The record is from RefSeq and is a predicted model, not a curated record. The coding region runs from base 1 to 339 and encodes 112 amino acids. NCBI's taxonomy places the organism in Eukaryota, Fungi, Basidiomycota, Agaricomycetes, Polyporales, Fibroporiaceae. The transcript is spliced from 2 exons.